UAAUUAACAGGACGCUAACGUUAAUUCCUGCCGAGAUUCAGCACAUGUCAGUCGUGUUUCAUGCUAAUAACGUUAAUUUACUGCAGUAGCUAAAUUCAUAUCAUUACAUCUGCAGAGAAUCAUCAAUAGUUAUUACUUUACCAACCGCUGAAACAUUUUUAUUGCGUUUGUCGUGACUCGGUAAACCUCAACGGCCGAUUUGAAUUGUAUUUAACCUCUAAAUGUUGCAGAAACGGGAUUGAAUCCGUCUAAUGUGGUUACUUAAAAGUUAAUGGUUGCUAGUGUGUUGUCCGCGUUUUGGACAAUAGAGUAACGUUACCUAAGUUUCUGCCAUCAGCUCAUCUCGACUGAAUCUGCCAUGGAAGACUGGGAGGAAGAUAAGAGUCCUGUGGUAUCCUGCAGCUCCACUUUUGGUCUGAACUCUAGUGGUGGAAGUGGAGGAUUCAAGAGCCGCUUUUCAGAAAGUGCAGGACAUCAAAAUGGAAACAAUGAAGAUGAAGGCAGCUCUUGGAGGAAGCCUGCUGGAGAGGGAUUCAGAGGCAGAGGAGGAAGAGGAGCAUCACGAGGCAGAGGAGGAUUCAGAAAUGCCUUCUCAUCAGAAGCUGAAGACGGAAAUGGCAACCGUGAGGGUUAUAAAGGAGGGGAGGGCCGAGGAAGAAGAGGUCGUGGUGGCUUCCGUGACGGUACUGAUGGUGAUUCUGACAGGAAAGGCUUCGGACGAGGAGGUUUUCGAGGCCGGGAUGAAGAAGUGUUUUCCAAGGUCUCGACAGCAGACAAAGUGGAUAAAGAGAAUAUCAAUGAAAAUGCCGGACCCAAGGUGGUUUAUGUGCCACCACCGCCACCGGAGGAUGAGAACUCCAUCUUUUCCCAGUUUGCCACAGGCAUAAACUUUAACAAGUAUGAUGAUAUAUCUGUGGACGUGAGCGGCAGCAACCCUCCAAAAGCCAUUCUGACUUUUGAGGAAGCAGGACUUUGUGAGUCACUGAACAAGAAUGUUGCAAAGUCUGGAUACGUCAAACCCACUCCUGUCCAGAAGCACGGCAUUCCCAUUGUAUCCGCGGGAAGAGAUCUGAUGGCUUGUGCCCAGACGGGAUCAGGAAAAACGGCGGCUUUCCUGCUGCCCAUCCUUCAGCAGCUCAUGACGGACGGUGUGGCGGCCAGUAAAUUCAGCGAGGUGCAGGAACCCGAGGCCAUUAUUGUGGCUCCAACCAGAGAGCUCAUCAAUCAGAUCUAUAUGGAGGCCAGGAAGUUUGCAUAUGGGACUUGUGUGCGUCCUGUGGUGGUCUAUGGUGGGAUAAACACUGGACACACUAUUCGGGAGGUGUUGAAAGGUUGCAACGUUUUAUGUGGAACUCCCGGAAGAUUGCUUGACAUAAUUGGUCGUGGAAAGGUCGGCUUAAAUAAGGUCCGAUAUUUGGUUCUGGAUGAGGCAGACAGAAUGCUGGACAUGGGCUUUGAGCCAGACAUGCGCAAGUUGGUGGGAUCUCCAGGGAUGCCUUCAAAAGAAGAUCGGCAAACCCUCAUGUUCAGCGCGACCUUCCCUGAAGAUAUUCAAAGGCUGGCAGCUGAGUUUUUGAAGGUGGACUACAUAUUUCUUGCUGUUGGUGUGGUGGGCGGAGCCUGCAGUGAUGUGGAGCAGAGCAUCAUUCAGGUGACCCAGUUCUCCAAGAGAGAACAGCUGCUGGAUCUACUCAAGACCACAGGCAAUGAGCGCACAAUGGUCUUUGUUGAAACCAAAAGAAGUGCUGAUUUCAUAGCAACCUUUCUUUGUCAAGAGAAUGUGGCUACGACAAGCAUCCACGGCGAUCGUGAACAGCGAGAACGUGAGAAAGCUCUCCUUGAUUUCCGCACGGGCCAGUGUCCUGUGCUCGUGGCCACGUCCGUCGCCGCCAGAGGUUUGGACAUUGAACACGUCCAGCACGUGGUGAACUUUGAUUUGCCCAGCAGCAUCGACGAAUAUGUGCAUCGCAUUGGUAGAACCGGGCGCUGUGGAAACAUCGGACGAGCCAUGUCCUUCUUCGACCCAGAGCCCGACACUCCACUGGCUCGCUCUCUGGUCAAAGUCCUCUCAGGGGCUCAGCAGGAGGUUCCCAAAUGGCUGGAGGAAAUAGCGUUCAGUGCUCAUGGAACAACAGGUUUUAACCCCCGUGGAAAAGUGUUUGCAUCUACAGACUCGCGCAAGGGUGGCUCCUUCAAGACAGAUCGUCAAGAAACGUCUGGUCCGAGCCCAGCCGCUGCUGCCCCUGAAGAUGACGAUGAAUGGGAAUAAUUACUCAUCCACCCAUUUAUUCUGUUAUUUCUUUUAAAGUUUUCAUCAUCUUGUUUGUGAGUUUCUUCACGGCUUCAGAAGGUUUGUUAAAGAGUCGCAUGCUAAAGACUGUAGGUUUGAGCUGAAGGACAGAGAAUCAAGACAAAAUACCAUUUAGCUGUUGGGUUUGAUCUAAUGAUCUUCUUUUUGUCACUUGUUUGGAUUUGAGCACAGCUGGAUAUGUGGAUUUGUUUUGUGAAAUGACGACACAUUUGUGUGUUUCAGCACUUUGCUAAGUGUAUUGAGUUUUGAAAGCAUUUGCCAGAAUGUCCUUUCUACUGUUGUACGUGAAUCAGUUCUGUUAAAUCUUGACAGUUUCCAGGUUUUAUUUUUUUCAAACCUAUUUGUCUCAAGGCCAA
Triplophysa rosa is the source of this 2667-nucleotide messenger RNA. RefSeq names its product DEAD (Asp-Glu-Ala-Asp) box polypeptide 4 (gene ddx4). Gene Ontology annotation, cellular component: P granule; nucleus. NCBI's taxonomy places the organism in Eukaryota, Metazoa, Chordata, Actinopteri, Cypriniformes, Nemacheilidae. Gene Ontology annotation, biological process: cell differentiation; gamete generation. Gene Ontology annotation, molecular function: RNA helicase activity; ATP binding; RNA binding. The record is from RefSeq and is a predicted model, not a curated record. The transcript has 21 exons. Bases 359 to 2269 code for a protein of 636 amino acids.